This is a messenger RNA of Purpureocillium takamizusanense, 5488 nucleotides long. It is a transcript of the gene NMD2, whose product is annotated as mRNA decay protein. The record is from RefSeq and is a predicted model, not a curated record. Gene Ontology annotation, biological process: nuclear-transcribed mRNA catabolic process, nonsense-mediated decay. Gene Ontology annotation, cellular component: cytoplasm; exon-exon junction complex. NCBI's taxonomy places the organism in Eukaryota, Fungi, Ascomycota, Sordariomycetes, Hypocreales, Ophiocordycipitaceae. The transcript is spliced from 9 exons. Bases 1196 to 4594 code for a protein of 1132 amino acids. Gene Ontology annotation, molecular function: RNA binding; protein binding.
GGUUCGCAGCAAGGGGCUGGGGCUGGGGCUGGCUGGCUGGCUGGCUGGUCGGCCGGCUUGCAACCUCGACUGAAUGUUUUGUCCGUCGGGCCCCAGCUACCGAGCAUUUUGUUGUCGGUCGCAGCGGUCGAGAUGGGUGGCCGGCCAUGUGGCGAGGUCAAGAAGCCGUACGUGGGUUACGGAGACCCAUGUCGGCGGCCAACGUGCGGGCUGGGCUGUCUUGCAUCACAUCAGCUUAAGCGUCUCUUAUUAGUAUUAUUGGAGGUACGUUGGUAGGUACGAUGUGCAGCCAGGCGAACUCCUCGUCUCAACUCGCAGCCAUACCGCAGGUCCGUUGGUGGGUGAAAUGGAAGGCCGGCAUGGUGGAAACGGGCAAGCCGCCAGUGGGAGGUUGACGGAAGUGAAUCUCCAGCUGCUACCGUCGAGGUGGUCAAGGAUGAAAGCACCAAAAGAGAGGGCAUGUCAUGCCCUGCAGUGGGCGUGCCUACAAUACGUACUGCACUGUAACUACCUAACGAUACACUUAGGUUGUUACCUGCCUGUGCUGUCCACUCACCUCAGUCGGGUGCUAAGGUAAGUGUUCGGUGGAGGCUGCCCGCCCAGGUGACGCGGGCACGCUCGGCGGGUGGGUGCGCGUUGCCCGCAAUGGAACCGAUGGGACCCUCAUUAGGGUGUCUGUCGCAUGGCGGGCAGUUGCUACAGUGGUUGUAUGUAGCAGCCCUCUCCAGCAGGGUUCCAAUUUCUUCAAUCCAUCUUUAUUAUUACCUCUACUAGGUAGCUAUUACGUUACCCCACGUCGCCGCCAGACGCCCGACGCCACGCCAUCCUGCUGCUGCCGCUGCUGGCUCAGUCAGAUCCAUCCGAUUUUGACCUCGCAACCACACACCCACCUUGGCUCGGCCGGGAACGACGACUUCCAUCAUCGUGGAAGCACCACCCGCACUCGCACCAGCACCAGCACCCGCACCCCGUCAACCGCGCACCCUCGGUCACUGACUGGCCCGCACGCCCCCCCGUGCUGCCGCGAAGCAACCAUCCGCACCGAUGCUGGCUCAUCUCGCCCGACCGCAAUACCAUUUUCUGGGCCAGUACAUCCCCUAGCGGCCCCGCGCCCGGAUGUGACGAACCGCUCGAUACCCUUCAUCACCAUCGACCACCCGUCCGCCUCCCUCAGCAGACGGCCCGCGCUGCCGUCAUGGAUCGCGCACGGAAGCGCCAACUCCGCGCACUCAACGAGAGAGCAUGGAGCGGCGAAAAAGAUGUCUUUUCCGUCGGCGGCUCGCUUGAUUCCUCCCUCAAAAAGAACACGGCGUUCAUCAAGAGACUGCGCACCGCCGUCACCGCCGCCACGCUGCCCACCUUCCUCCAGGAGAUUCGCACCUUGAGUUUGCACAAGUACCUCUCGGAGAUCGUCUCGGCAUGCUACGAAGGCCUCUGCAGGCUCAAGUCUCCAGGCGAAAUCGAUGCCGGUGUCGAAAUCGUCAGCGCUCUCCAUCAGCGCUUUGGCCCUGCCGAAUUCACCGAAUAUCUUGCCUGGCUGCUCGGCAAGGGCAUGGCCACACCCGACAAGAGUUUUCUCAAGACACUGUCUCCGGAGGCUCGUGAAAAGGAGGAAAAAGAGCGCAUCACCCGCCAGCGGGCCCUGCUUCGUGUCAUCACCGACCUCUGGCUCGUGGGCGUCCUGAGAACACUGGACGAUGCGACCAAGCCCGAUGACGCAACAAAGGGUGCCGCCGGCAAGGUUCCAGAGCUCAAAGUGAGAAGCGGCGCCGGCAAGGCACCUGGUGGGGCGGAGCCCUUUCCCCUCGAAGUGCUCAAGGACCUCUUGGGCUACGAUCGGGAACACGCCAAUCUGCCUCUGCUUGUCGUCUUCGUCAAGGCCUUCAGCUGGGACAUUCUCGGCGUCAAGGCUACGGGUGCCGACGGCCGCAAGACCAUCGAGGAGGACGGUCUGGCCAGUACCCUCAACGCAGGCCGCUCUCACGAUGCUGACGGUAACGCGGAAACGAACGCAAACGAUCAGCCCCUCACGCCCCCCGACCUUGCCGACCGCUUUCGAACAGUUCUGAAGCGUUACUUCGACGACGUCACAGCCCACAUUGUUCGCGACCAAAAGUCAAUCCAAUCCCAGGCCCGACGCAACGCCGAAGCCUACGUCAAGUCGGGCGAGGUUUUCGAAGACCGUCAGGCUAGCUAUGAGAAGCUCGUCAAGGCCCAGGACCGACUGGUCUCAAAUGCCCAGGUCGUGGCUGACGCCAUCGGCGCCGAGAUGCCCGACCUGAAAGAUGCAGAAGACCCCCUUGCCACAUCAAGCGGCUCUAUUGGUUUGGUCAAGACCGGAGACUACCUCCGCUCCAUGGCUGACGGUCCAGGCAUCUGGGCAGACGAGGAUGAACGCCGGUUUUACGAGAAUCUUGUAGAUCUCAAAGGCAAGGUACCACCUAUCCUCCUUGAGGAUGGCAAGAAGAAGAAGUCAGAUGGCGAUGAUCAAGUCGGCAAGAAGGCCGAGCCGACUGAUGGCCCUGACACUGCCAAAGUUGACGUCAAUGACGACCAGUCCACGGCGAUUGCAAACAAGACGAUCGGAGCGCAGGUCGAUGCCCUGCUAGCACGACUGCCGGAGCUCACAAACAAGGACGCCAUCGACCAGACCGCCGUCGACUUCUGCUUCCUCAACUCUAAGGCGUCCCGCAACCGACUGGUCAAGGCCCUGACCGAGGUGCCCAAGGGCAGAAGCGAUCUGCUUCCGUCGUGGUCCCGCCUCGUGGCUACCUUGGGCCGGUAUUUGCCAGACGUUCCAAAAGGGCUGGUCGAGUAUCUUGAUGCCGAAUUUCGAAGCUUGCAGCGCCGCAAGGACAAGGAUUUCCUUGGCCAGGUGCGGCUGAGUAACAUCCGAUAUUUGGCAGAGCUUACCAAGUUUGGCGUCGUCCCCGAACACGUCGUAUUCCACUGCCUGAAAGUUAGCCUCGACGACUUUUCGCGGAUGAACAUUGAGAUUCUCUGCAACUUGAUCGAGAAUUGCGGCCGAUAUCUGCUCAAGAACCCGGAUACCGCACCGCGAAUGGCCAGCUUCCUCGAGACGCUGCAGCGCAAGAAAUCGGUCCAACACAUCGGGCAGCCCGAAAGGAUGCUGAUAGACAAUGCCGUCUACUACGUCGACCCGCCGGAGCGACCUGCUAUCGAGCAGAAAGAGCGAACGCCAAUGGAGCUCUUUGUCCGCAAACUUGUCUACACGGAUUUGACCAAGCGGAACUAUGGCAAGGUUUUGAAGCAGAUCAGAAGGCUUCACUGGGAAGAAGCUGAUGUUGUCGCAAUUCUCGAAAAGGUCUUCUCAAAGCCGGGCAAGGUGAAGUAUGGCAACAUUCACCUCCUCGGUAUACUUCUUAGUGCCCUUCACCGCUAUCACCCCGGCUUUGUGAUCAAGAUUGUCGAUAACGUCAUUGAGUCGGUCAGUUUCGGUCUCGAGGUGAACGACUUCCGGUUUUUUCAACGUCGCAUCGCUGAAGUCAAGUACCUCGGAGAAUUGUACAACUACCGCAUGCUGGAGCAUCCGGUAAUUUUCGACACACUCUACAAGAUCAUGACCUUUGGCUACGGGGGCCCUCCUGUACCCGGCCGGCUCAACGCAUUUGAUCCCCCCGACGAUUUUUUCCGCAUCCGCCUCGUCGCCACUGUUUUGGAGACUUGCGGCAUGUUCUUCAAUCGCGGGGCCGCGGGAAAGAAGCUGGACUACUUCCUUUCCUUUUUCCAGUACUAUGUAUUCACCAAGGCUUCGCUUCCCAUGGAAAUCGAGUUUGUAGUGCAAGACAUUUUCGCUCUCACCCGGCCGCAGUGGAAAAUGGCCGCCGGCUUGGAGGAGGCGGCCAAAGCAUUCCAGCUAGCCAUUGCCCAAGAUCAGAAGACGGCAGGGGCAGACAAGGCGGCCGAGCCGGACGAUGUAUCGAGUGGAGCCUCGUCGGACGACGAUAACGGGGACGUUGACGAAGUGGAAGCGUAUGGCGAUGGGGAGGAGGAGAGUGCGUCCGAGGAGGACGACGUUGAACAGGACGAUGACGACGAAUCUGUCCAUGACAGUGACUUCAACGACGAAGCCAUUGUGGUUACGCGGAAUGAGGAGGCGGUAGACCCGGAGGACGAUGCUGACUUUGAGCGGGAGUAUGCCAAGAUGAUGGCUGAAAGCCUCGAGUCCCGCAAGUUUGACCGCAAACCGCUUUUCGAUGUACCCCUUCCGGUUCGGCCAAAGAACCGCGAGGCCGCGGCGGCCGGCUCACAGAGCGAGGAGGCGCCGCCCGCGAGCAGCGGCAGCACCAUGGCGUUUGCUCUACUGACCAAGAAGGGCAACCGGCAACAGACGCGGACGGUGGAGCUCCCAUCAGACUCGACGUUGGCGAUUGCCAUGAAGACGCAGCAACAGGCUGAGAAGGAGGAGCAGCAACGGAUCAAGAACCUGGUCCUGAACUACGAUCUUCAGCAGAACGAGGAUCAGGAGCCUCACGAACGGCCGUCAACAUUUUACCACAACCGAAUCGAACGGCCGAGUAAGGAUCGUGGCCAGAGGGUUCGGAAGCUGCAACUGAGCGACGUCGACUGGUGAGAAACGCACAAGGCUGGCACGACAGACACGAGACGAGACGAUGCGCCCCAGAAGAUAAAUGGCUGGCGGAAAGCCUUGGCUUGGGCCAGGGCGCAGAACCCAUGUGGCGCCCUCGGCGUGGACCGGGUUUGAUGAGAUUCUUUGCCAAACAAGAGUGUGGAGUGCUCGGCGAGGACCGCUGCGGUGCUAUGGUGUUGGCUUGCUGAUACCUGCUACAUUCAAGGUUUGUACGUAGGCCCACAGCGGUUGCCACGUCACCCCUGCUGCGAGAUGAGAGGCUCGUGGUCGACUGGACGGGGCGUGCCGACCCAAUUUGGCCAUUCCACUGAACCUCUGUGGACGGACCGUGGGGCCAUAUAAGCCGGGGUCCGAGAGCCAAUGACUGGGGUCCGGGCAGGGAGGCAAAGCCGGCGAGAGCGUUAUUUCUGGACAAGGACGUUGCCGGUUGUGUAGGGACAACGCUUGCCGUUGUCGAGCAUGGCCGGGGCAUUCGGAGGUGAGGGCGCGUGAAGCAUGGAUGGGUUGGUUGGAAAGGUGGGCGAAGCGUCGCCAUAUACUGCACAUGUAGAGUACAGCUCUUUGGCAGUUUUGCAGCCAGCACCUCCUCGAUGCAGUGUCUACAACCUGUACCUACCAAAGGUCCAGCACUUUCCCUUUUGCAGUAAAGGCGACGGCGUGACUGAUGGGAGCGGCCCCGGCGACGCCCGUGCUCUGCGGUGAUGGCUGGCCCUUGACUUGUGCACAGAUACUUGGCGCAGGAUACGUGGUACAGUAGUAGUGCCUGUCAACAGUACUACCACGUAGCACCCAAGGCAUGCAGUCAGUUGAUACUGUACGUAGGUGAUUUGCAGGUGCAGGGCUCAGGAGUCGGAAGCGAGGUGAUGGAGUGAGUGG